Elgaria multicarinata webbii is the source of this 812-nucleotide messenger RNA. RefSeq names its product cilia and flagella associated protein 276 (gene CFAP276). NCBI's taxonomy places the organism in Eukaryota, Metazoa, Chordata, Lepidosauria, Squamata, Anguidae. The record is from RefSeq and is a predicted model, not a curated record. The transcript is spliced from 4 exons. The coding region runs from base 45 to 557 and encodes 170 amino acids.
UUGCUGCUGGCGCCAGCAGCCGUGGUUCUCCCGGGUACUGGAGCAUGCCACCCACUAGGGACCCCUUUUCAUUCCCUAACUAUGAAAAUGAAGACACCUACAAUGGCAAGAACAGCAGUUCCCAGAAAGUCCCCUACGCUGUUCCCACCCAUCUUGCCCAGCAGCGAAACCCCUGGAAUAGACUACAUGCAACACCCACACUAGCAAGCAUCAGAAGAGAAGUCUGGUAUGCAGAACCUGAGGUUUGCAGAGACAGUCUGGAUUUUAACCUGAGCUCUCUGUACAAUCACCAUGAAGACCUACUUAAAGACAAGAGCAAGGUAGUUCUCCAUAGAGAGACCCUCUUUGAUGAGCACAGAGUCUCCACACACUGCAGCCACCAACAGUGGAUACUCCCGCAAAGAGAAUGGAGGGAUCUUCUAUCAUUAAGGAUUUUGCACAAACAUCCUGCUGCUUUAAUCCUUUCAGCUUGCAUUCACUUACACCUUUCACUCUUUGUUGUUUGCUUUGCUUUUAGAUCCUUCAUUAAACCAUCCAGCGUCAAUAAAUUCCAGUAAGAGCAAAGCUAUACUGUACCCCAGUGCUUAAAGAAAUGAGCUGUUUCUUGCCUAUGGGCCAAGCCCAACAUUUAUCAGGCCUCAUAAGUUCAGGGUUUUGGUUAGGGAUUGAUUCAGUCUGGGCUGAGGUUUGAAGAGACCAUUUCAAUUGAAUCAUCUAUUCCCAUUUAAUUAAACUCUAAUCUUACCUAAACCAAUCUAAUUUUGAACAAGCCUAUCUACAGUAAAGUAGUUAAAUAAAGGCCACAUUUGUGG